Molecule: messenger RNA, 4314 nt
Organism: Wyeomyia smithii (pitcher-plant mosquito)
Lineage: Eukaryota; Metazoa; Arthropoda; Insecta; Diptera; Culicidae
Exons: 2
Coding region: 1-4314 (1437 amino acids)
Source: RefSeq, a predicted model, not a curated record
AUGGCUGACGAUAACUCGCCAAUAUCGGAUGUGCCUGAUGAUCCGUUGAUCUUCGCCACUGCUUCAGGUUUCAUCGGUUAUGAUUAUAGCAUCGCUGUUCUAAAUCGAGGUGUUACGGCAGUCUCAUGGAUGCGACUGUUCUAUCGAAUAUUCAUACGCCCGACCGCGAAACCGAUGGCAGCCACUACAGCAUACAGUGUGGGAAGCGAUAAAAAUAGCAAUGAGAAUAAUAGCCGAGGUGGUGCAAGUGGUGGUGGCGGAAGCAGUGGUGAACAAAAUGCUAAUAAUAGCAGUCGCAAUAGCAGCAGCAGCGAUCCAAACCUCAACGAAAGUCAAGGAAAUGCAGAACCGUCAGCGUCACCGGGAAAGGGUGCCAGCAACAAUGACGACGGCGAAAUUAUUGCCAGCAUCGAUGGCUGUGACUCCACCAAGCCGAAGCCGGCCGUCGAUGUCGUCUCAUCGGAUGCCACGGUAAACAAUAAAACAAGUGAAACAUUAACUCGCACCAGUGAAACAGCAAAUAUACCACCGUUGGAAGCUACUUGCUACAAAUCAGUUGAAAGCAAAUACGAUAACAAGUUGAUAAUAACCAAAACAAACAAAUCUGAUAAGAGUGGCAGUGAGAAGAAAGAAAAGGAAACAUUAAAGUUAGUGUUAGUGUCGAAAAAGAGUGAUAGGAAUGACGCGAAAGUUGUUUAUUCCAAAAGUGAGACGAAAUCCAGCAAAUCGCCAAAACAGAGCAGUCCCAGCGCAUCGGCUAGCUUCAGUGACUUCAAGCGGCUUCGCAGCAAUGAUAUUCGAUAUAGUGACUACGAGGCAGCGUCUUUCUCGUUGAGCACGGCAUCUAAAACAGAACCGAAGGGGAGCUACGGCAGUAGAGGCGGAGCCGUUCCGGGUGAUGAUUCGAGAAAAUCAGAACCACAGAGCACUAAAAAACAUAACAAAUCAAAUAAUGACUAUAACCAUAUAAACGAUUCUAGCGGAAAAAAGUUAUCCGAAGACAAUAGUCGAAACAAAGCGAGCUCUGCCGGGAAUGAGGCCAACAUCGUCGCACCAGUACAGCCACUGAAUGAAGUAAAAUCCAAGCAUGAAAAAUCUAAACCUUCUCCGCACCGGUCGGAGAGCAACGGCACUGUGGUCGCGAUAACGGCACCCAACAACAGCAACAACAACAACGCUAAUGGGAGAAGUGAAAAGCCAUCCGAACUGAAGUGCUAUGUAAAUUUAAAGAAACAAAUGGUCAUGUCACCGUUCGCAUCCAGUGUCGAAACCAAUCGCAAACCCGAAGUUCCUAAAUUAAAAAUAGAGCUACCUAGUCUGAAAACCAAAAUCUCCAUUCCAAAAUCGGAUAGCGAGCGCUCGCCAAAAUCGGCUCACUCGUCGUCAACAUCCUCUUCGGCGGCAACAUCGCCUACUACAUCGUCAUCUACCUCUGGCAAAUCUCCAAUGUGGUCGCGACCCGAAGAGAGUGUCAAACCGGCGGAUAACCCCCAAAUCGACAUAGAAGAGUACGCGAAAACAAUUGGGCUAAAACCGGUCUACAAAACUGGCGAAGGGGAAGGGAAGAAAAAAAAGAAAAACUCGACGACUUCCUCGCCGGAUCCACCGUCGUUUCAUCGAAAGCGCAAAAAGGCUAAACACUCCAAAGAAGCCGGCAGCAAGCGGAGGAAAUUACAUGCCGAAAUUUCUUCCCAGCACGAUGAGAGCUUGAAAAUGAAGGUUAAAAUAACCGAAAAACCAUCAAAACACGAACGCAAGCCGAGCGAGGAAAUCACACCGCAAUCGCCGAAAGAGACAGUGAAACAAAAUACGGAAGUUAGACCAUCAUCGACGCUACCAUCGAUGUCAGCACCAUCAUCAGCGUCGUCGUCAUUAUCAUUGACAGCCGCAACGAUUCCAUCGCCGAAAGAAGACAGUUCAAAGGUGAUUGACAUCACCAAGGGUGAUGAUGAUGAUGAUGUAAAAAUUAUUGAGCAACCCACGUUUUGUGUGCAGCCAAAAGUGACGGACUGUGGAAUAGGUAAACUGGUGGUAGCUGCCGAGAAACCGAUGCCGGUAGCAACUAGGGUAAACGAGCUACCGAAACUUGCAUCCCUGGGCGGUACGACGGACAGUUCCACGAAGGCAAAGAUUAACGAGAUGAGAGCCAUUCGCCACAAACCGAUGGUUUACAUUCCAAAUCUGGACAAACACCUUUCGGAUAGUUCAUCCACAAUCAACAGCAUCAUCGAAAGCGUACAAGCCAGAACGGGCUUUAUUGACAAUGAUAAUGAUGUACAAAUUGUUUCAACUAGUAAACUGGAUACAGGUAAUAGUCUGCCUUCUAAACAUAGUUUACCUUCAUUGGUUGCCAGUAAGCCUGCUACUACUGGACUCAGCAUGAAACCUCCCACAAUGAUUCCUUCGACCGUUAAUAGCAGAACAGUUUCGACCAACAAUUUUCCCAGGCCUACACAACGAAUCGGCGCUCAAGGACCAAUGUUUAGUCCUCGACACACUCCCAACUAUCCGCCCUUGGCCCUACAGAGUGUACAGAAAAAAGUUGCUGUUCAAUCGUCUCACAGUACAAGUCUCUAUCAGCCGAGAAAUGCGAAUCCUGCGUUAAAAAGAUCAACAAGUGUUGAUAGUAGCACAACUCAUAACAUUCCUCCCAAAACGCCACGCGUAGACUUGUUUGAGCUGAAUGCUCAAAACCGACUCCUGAAAAAGCCUAUAUAUGCACCGAUGUUCAAUUUUGUAAAGGGUGCCAGUCUUGCAAAAAACGGCAACCCAACGAUGCCAACCUCAGCAAACGAUGUACCUUAUAAAUCGCCCAUUAGCUCUACCUACACCAAGGAAGUGAAUACAAAGUCUUCUAUGCCGAGUUUAUUACUACCUCCUUCCUCUAUCAGUGUCACCAAAAUGACCGAUUCAACUCCUAAACCAUCGCCUGUUGACAACCGUCCAGCGCUAGAAAUCGUUAGAAUACCAUCGACUGCCCCGGUAGCCGAUAAACCUCAAACCAGUGCCACCGGAUCAGCAGCUGGUCUGAAAUCUAACCUCACUUCAAAAGCAAAUAGACCGCCACCGUCUACCAUACCUCUGAUUAAAAUUAAAAAAUCCGCAUCCGUUCCAGAGCAAUCAUCCUCCUCAAUUUCACCAUCGAUUUUUCAAGUCACCAGUUCCGGAACGAAAAGUGCCACUAAACUCACCACCAGUCCAGCCUCGCAUCAGGACACCAGUGGUGCUCUCGAUUUAACGACACGUGCAAAUGACGAUUUAAUCAUUCUCGAAAGCAGCGACAGUCUUACUUCGAAAUUAAACGGGAAUGAGCCCAAAUCGCCAAAAGACUCAACGAUGGGACGCCAAUUGCCCCAAACCAAGCAGCCAGACUCUGAUGGGAAGAUUGAUAUUGAUAGCAGCCGAUUAGAGCUAAUCAAUUCAUUAAUUCAAACGUCGGCUGCGUCAAUGAUAAAAGCCGGGUCCAGCGUAAUGGCCAAGUUUCAAUCAGCCGGAAUACCGGGACUGAAGCUUCCUGCCGACAUGAUUGGUUUUGCAGUCACCACCAGUACCAACAGUGGUAGCAACAUGCCAAGACUAGGAUUGACCUACAGCUCAGCCAGCCCGACGGCAACAUCCACGGUAAAAUCGAUAUCGAUGCCAAAGCUUGCUGAAAUCAAUCGCAAUCGCAACAUUGCCGUGCGCCAGCCAAAUCCAUCAGUACGGAGCAUACCGAACCCAUCGGCAUUGGCAUUCCGAAACCAAACGGACGCGAUAAGCAGCUCCUCCUCUGGACACGUUGCAUCGCCAACGGCAGCAUCCUUUUCGCUGGCAACAUCCAACAACAGUAGCACGAUAACAUCUCUCUCACCCGCGUCACCAGCAAAAGUCAUGAACGUAAACAUGCGAAUAAACAACGCAAACACGGCAGGACAGAAAUCAAGUGUGAAUAAUAACGGCAUCGAUACAUUUGCCUCCGGUAGAACCUAUACCAAUACGAUUACUACCAACACAGCUAGCGCUAGUUACAAUGGGAACAUGGGUAGCAAUUAUAACAACAGCAAUUCCACCAACAACAAUAGCAGUAGAAACGAUAGCGUUAGCUCGACCAGCGGGAGCAACAAUAAUUAUAACAACAACAACAACGCCACCACCAACGGUACAAACGGUGGUAAAAAAACUAUCGAGAAAGUGGCGGCCGGAUUGAGAGCGACGGCAGCGGCAAACGCGACCAACGGUAACCGCAAUAGCAGCAACGCUACAACCACCACGACCAGUACCAGCAGCACCACUCCGGUGGUCAGUGGCGGCAAAAACGGUGUAAACGUUGUCUAA